Sungouiella intermedia is the source of this 2094-nucleotide messenger RNA. The record is from the annotation of a GenBank genome assembly. NCBI's taxonomy places the organism in Eukaryota, Fungi, Ascomycota, Pichiomycetes, Serinales, Metschnikowiaceae.
AUGACCAGAAGUGGAACUCCUGAAAGCCAGUUUGCAACCAAGUGGAAAGUGGCCAAGGCAUGUGCCAGAUGCCGAAGGCUCAAGACGAAAUGUAUAUUUGAGGAUCCUACUUACGACUCGUGUCAUCGCUGCUACGGUCUCGGCAUCAAAUGCUCUGUGGAAGAGGAUCCUACAGCUGAGACCUAUAAACGUCGAAGUCAGCAAAAAAAGCCCGCCCAAGUGGUUGCCAAAAUCGAGAAAUUAAUUCAGAGUGUUGAUUCAGAUUUUCUGACUCUUUCAGAUUUAUGUCAGGAGACAGAUGAUGUGAGCUCGUCAAAAUUGGCCGUGCUUGGUGCUCGACUACAGGAAUUGGGAUCGAAGUUGGCCCAGAGCAGUGAUAAGGAACCCGUUACCAUCAAAACGCCACUGUUAGAAUUUUCUGAAAGCACAAAGUACCCCCACAUUCCUAUGGACGCCAAUUUGGCUCAGGAACUCAUCUUCACCCAUAAAGUCAUUCUGUACGAAGAAGCAAAGCUUCGAUAUGACUAUUUUCAGAAACAGAUGUUGAUCUACUACCCGAUUAUUUCGCUACCCAAGAGCCUCGAGGACUUCGAUGUACUUUUGCUGAAGAACGCUUUGCUAUUAAUCACUUGCAUCUAUGUUACCACUGUCAAUGACCAUGGCCUUUGUCGAUCUGGUGGGGCUGCUGCAAACCGCAAGUUGAACGACAUUUUGGGCUACUACGUAAACAAAGUACUUGCAAACAAGGUCUUUGUUGUAGCAAAAGACUUCUCCUACCAUAUGGUGUUGUCUUGCCUUAUAUUGUCUCUUUGGUGUGUUCCACCAGACAAAGUUGGCCAGUUCAAAAGUCAGAUCGACUUGAUCACUUCCUUCAGUUUAUCGUUGUGUAUUGACGUGGGCAAUGUUACCAUGUAUGAGAAUUCGGCUGUUGCUAUGGAUGAUUCUGUGGAAAGAAAUAAUUUGCGUACUUUUUUGGGUAUUUAUUGCUGUUGUGGCUCAUUGGGGUUCUCUCUACCUCGAUUUAAGCUCGUAGCGUGGUCAAAGAGACACGAGCUCUCCAUUAGAAAACUUUUGGACAAGUCGGGAAGAAAAAUCCCCUCCCGGAACGACAGGUUUAUUUGUUACUAUGCUAGAAUCAUUCGAGUGGGCCAGGAACUCCUCGAUUACUUCGCGGUGAAUGGUGUGAGUAUGCACUUUUUGAGUUCGGAGGAGAAGAGCAGCGGGUUGGGUGGUUUGCCCAUCUCCAGACUCGAGGAAUCAGGUACAUUACCUCUCGAAAACAUCACUAUUGUUCUUAAGAACUAUGAGUCCACACUUCGGUCCAUUCUAAACGAGAGCGGUUUUAUCAACGAAGAGAGCUUGACUCCCAAAGAGGAGGCUCCGAAAGAAAAAUAUGCUUUGUUGCUCACAUACUACCAGCUAAUGAUGAUGACCCAUGAUAAUCUUGUUAGUUGGUGUAUUUGUCGACUAACAGCGGACAAAAACAAGGUUCCAACCAGUAAGGAUUCAGAAGACGCGCUGCUAAUUGCUCAACACAUCAUAAAGUUUGGUGAGAUUUGUGAAAAAAUCCUUCAGUGCUUCAUCGAUAUCAACGCAGAGCCAACAGUCAAUUAUCCCACGUUUUUCUUCUAUCGAGCCUUGCACGCUCUCAUUUCGCUUCUCAGACUCCUGGUUCUUGCCAAAUCGGAGAUUCUGUCGUCCCGACUCUUGAAUUUAAGCCUGGUUCGCUUCAAUUUGCUGUCUUUCUUCGAAAAGAUCACUGCUAUUUUUGAUAAUGGAAAGACGCUCUUUGACCUGACAAUCUGUGAGAGAAUGUCAUUAAUUUUGCAGAGAAUCAGUAAAUGGGUGCAUGUUGUUGCCAACUAUGACAGGCUUGUAGAUCUGAGUGAUGCAGUCAACAUUGAUUUCAUUAAGCUCACCAAUAUGAGCAAAGGACAAGAAAUUGAAAAGCUUCGGGACCCUUUGCAGAAGGGAAACAAUAAGAGGCAGAAACUUGAAGAGUCCGUUAAACCAACUCUGGUUCUACCCCCACACCUACUCCACCGUUACCCAACGGAAGAACAGAUGUUACUGAAUAUUUCCCUGACGUUCUGA